This is a messenger RNA of Saprolegnia parasitica CBS 223.65, 996 nucleotides long. RefSeq lists its product as hypothetical. The record is from RefSeq and is a predicted model, not a curated record. The transcript has a single exon. Bases 1 to 996 code for a protein of 331 amino acids. NCBI's taxonomy places the organism in Eukaryota, Oomycota, Saprolegniomycetes, Saprolegniales, Saprolegniaceae.
AUGGCAACGCCGGCCGAUGGCAUCUGGGGCCACGACGCCAACGCGAGCAGCGACAGCGACGACGGCGUCGCCUUCCGGACGCUUGAGCUCGAGGACGACGAGGACGGCGACGAAGAGUAUGCACCAUCAGAAGCCUCGGAUGCUGACGCGGAUGACGACGACGACGACGACGACGACGAGGUGGACGACGCCAUGGUCGACGAGACGCUCUGGGCGGACGAGGCCGACCGCGCCAAUUGGGAGAAGGAGUUCGAGCGGAAAAAUGCCAAGUGGAAGCGCCAGUACGGCUCGCGCAUUGACUCGGAGGCGCAGCCAUUGCCGAGUGCGCGCUUGGACGCGGAACUGCGCCGGAACCCAUGGCGCCGACUCGGCUUCUUCCUUGGCGUUCUCAUCUGCGCCGUCCAAGGAUCCAUCAUCUACCAAGUGCAUUCCGAGGGCGCGACGCUGACCGAGGCAUGGACGCGUCUUGAGGACCUCGGGGCGACAGUAGUACUGCCGUCGCUCUACUCGGCGCUGCAUGAUGCGAUAGCGGUGGACGAGUACGGCGUUGACCGAGCCGUUCCGAGCGAUGACAGCAGCAAUAUCACGACUCAAGACAAAGCAGACCCCGAUGACGCGUCCGUGACCUCGGACACGGACGAGCCCGACGCCUCCGAGGUCGAGCCACCGACGCCCGUUGACACAACGCCGGAGGAAGAGCCAUCAACACAGGUCGGUGAGAGCCAUGACGCGCUCGAUGCGACAACGACCGCGGCCGAUACCGACGAUUCCGUCUCGCAGGAGGCGGCCGAGCACGAGACGACCGUCAUUGAGGAUGUGGUCGAAGUCGCCAUCACGUUCGACGGCGAUGCUGCCCUUUCUGCCGACGACGACGACGACAACUCGUCGCUGCCUGCUGACGCCAACACGCUGCUGGACGAGGCCGCGACGCUCGAUACGCUGGCUUCUCUUGACGCCACGCAAGACGAGCCAGCUCGAUACGCUGGCUUCUCUUGA